UUGAUUAAUGAGCCCCCCGCAAGUUUUAUCUCUUUAAAAGGAGCUCUCACUAGAAGCUCGGUCGUUGCACGGAGAUAGGCGAACAGGGUUGCGGGCCUUGUGGAAGUUAUAUGCUUAAAGACCAGGAAGUUUGAGAACACCGGACCACCGUCUCCAUCCUCACACCUGACACUAAGGCCCGUACACAGAAAUCGCAUAUAAUGAAGUUGGCCGAGAUCGUUCUCUGUAUAACCACUGUCCUUCUUUUGACCUUCACAACUGGAAAUGGCGCUCCCCAGUGGCGACCCCAAGGACGAUUUGGAAAGAGGGUACAAAACAACUUGCCACUUCUUAUAAAUGAAGAUUCAUCAAACCACUCCCCCGAGCCUGCCUCCUCGCCGUAUGAGAUUCCUAUAGAAAAACUAGAGACACACAGUGAUGGCAGCGUCCUCAGGCUCCUCGACAGACUCUGCACGGAGUCCAAUGUCCCUGGUUUCAGGAAAUGUUUAUGGAACAAACGCAAGUAAGACGCUGAGUCAUCAACCAUAGCUGCGACCGGAAGGGAAAGACCCGUUGUUUCAUACCAUCACAAGCUCUACCCUAAUAAUGACGUAGUUAUGACGUAGACAUGACGUCAUCCGUACGAGAUGUUCACGUCACUCCUCUCUGACAGUCACAUUCAUGAAGUGUAUUCAGACUCGAAUGAUUCUUCAAAGACACUUUAUCUCUGCUGUUGUCAUUUUGUGAUAAGAUUUGUAUCUCAGGAGAAACUGCACCUAACAGACCGAGAUAGUCCAUUAAAUGUGUUACUAUAUAUAAGUCGUAAGUCAAAGAUAUAUCUAAUGUCCAUAUCCGAAUGCUGAAAAACUUCUUGUGUACUGGCAUGUAGUGUUAACAUUGGGUGAUGGUAAAUACACCAUGCACAAGACAUAGGCCAUACCCACCACAAAGUGCUUCACUCAGUAAAGGAACCGGUGAUUUCUUUAAGGAAAUGGUUUUGGAACUGAAGUGCAUUAUUUGACUGCUACCGAUGUUAGAUUCUGACCCCAUAAGAUUUCAAUGGAAUUUUCAUAAAUGAAUGAAUUAUUACAGAUGUGACCAUAAUUGCCACACGUACUUUUUCCGCGAGAUUAACGCUACAUGCCACUACCACGCCAUUACCAAUUGCCCAGCCAGGUUUUGCUCGGAUAUGUUGCUCUGUUGACGGUAACCAGAUGUGUCCAUGUGAUCAAAUGGCCGCCUCUAUUUCACAGUGUUCUGUUGCAAAGACAAUAAACAUGUGAUGGAUGA
This is a messenger RNA of Haliotis rufescens (red abalone), 1269 nucleotides long. RefSeq names its product abdominal ganglion neuropeptides L5-67-like. The coding region runs from base 201 to 506 and encodes 101 amino acids. The transcript is spliced from 4 exons. Lineage: Eukaryota; Metazoa; Mollusca; Gastropoda; Lepetellida; Haliotidae. The record is from RefSeq and is a predicted model, not a curated record.